CAACAAGAACACAAGAGAACGAAACCGUGCAACAGUGACAACAGAGUGGCAACCGAAAGUUGCAGCCAGCAUUUGUUGCAUGCAGUGAUCAAAGCACAACAACAACAACAACAACAACAACAAAGCAACAACAACAAAAAAAAACACUAGAAAUAUAAGUGGUGAAAUAUUCCGAUUAAGUCUUUGGCCGAUUAAACGGAACUCCAGGCGAUCCCCAAGCGAUCCGCAGCAACCAAUCGACUCCCAGAGGCGCCUCAAAAGUGUACGUGCAACUGUUGGCUCGAAAACCGUUGCCAGCACAGAACCCAGAGAGCUGCAGCAUUCAAAGAUGUUUUGAGCAGCCAGCAAGCCAGCCACAAGUACAGUGAACCCUCUGCCACAGCAUACUAUCCACAUAAUGGACAUGACCAAGCAGAUAAUGGACUUUGAAAUAAAGUCAGAGAGCGGCGACUGCGAGGCCAACGACUACACAAUGGCCACGGCCACAGAGGAGCCCAAGGGGGCGCCGGAGGCAGCCACCCAGAACGACGGGGACACCAAGUCCUCCUCCCAUGAGGAGGAGGAGGCAGCCACAGGGACACAGGCCACAGCCACUGGCCCUGCCACAGAGAAGGCUGCGGCCGAUAUGGACGAUGCGGACGAGGAGGCAGCGGAACCAAAGCAAAAUCUGAUCAAAGAUCCACCAUUGACACCGCCACCGAGGCCCCUGACCUCCAGCGAAGUGGUGGGACUGCGGGAUCCCGACGAUCCCGAGCUGCGCCUCCAACUGGAGGCAAAGAAGUCGCGAUCGCUGCCGGUGUCGCCACAGCCGCAGGCCAGCCACAAGCUGGCGGCAGCCGCACUCUUCGAAUUCGGACAGACAUCGCCGGGUCGCGGAUCGGGGGAGCGGACUCCCGUGAAGGCGAUCAAGCCCGACCAGAAGGUGGCGCCCGCCAGGCGGCGACUGCCGCCCGUGAGCGGAGGCGCCACGGACAACCAGCAGUUCUGCCUGCGGUGGAACAACUACCAGUCGAAUCUGACGAACGUCUUCGACGAGCUGCUGCAGAGCGAGUCCUUCGUGGACGUGACCCUCUCCUGCGAGGGGCAGUCGAUCAAGGCCCACAAAAUGGUGCUCUCCGCCUGUUCGCCGUACUUCCAGGCCCUGUUCUACGACAAUCCCUGCCAGCAUCCGAUCAUCAUCAUGCGGGAUGUCCACUGGUCGGACCUCAAGGCCCUCGUCGAGUUCAUGUACAAGGGGGAGAUCAACGUGUGCCAGGACCAGAUCAAUCCUCUGCUGAAGGUCGCCGAGACCCUGAAGAUCCGCGGCCUGGCCGAGGUGAGUGCCGGCGCCAGUCGCGACGGCGCCUCCGCGCACCCCAUGCUCCCCGAUCAGCGGAUGUCCGUCUACGGGGAGGACGAAGAGGAGGACGAGGAGCUGGCGGCCGCCAUCUUGCGGCAGGAUCACGAGGACCCCGAGCCGAAGCGGGCCCGACUCAUGGCGGACACCGCCCUGGACCUCAACCAGCGGCAGAGGAAGCGCUCGCGGGACGGCAACUAUGCCACGCCCAGUCCGCUGCAUGGCGAGACCCUCCGCCCCGACGUGGAGUCCGAGGCGUCGCCGCGGACGGCCGUCACGCCCAGCGGCCAGAGCCAGCCCACAUCGACGAUCGUGAGGAAUCCCUUCGCCUCCCCGAACCCCCAGUCGCUGCAGGCGCACCUCCUCACGGGCACAGGCACCUCGUCCUCGGCCUCGAGCAGCAGCUCCGGAGGCACCUCCUCCUCCACGGUGGGAACGGCCGCCGUGGGCACAUCCAACGGCAGCUCGGCCGGAGCCCUGCUGCACUCGCCCACAGGCGGGGGAUCGUCGGGCGGAUCGCAGUCCUCGCUGCCCCCGCACAUGGCCGCCGCAGUGCAGGCCCCACCACCGGUCAUGCAUCACCAUGCGGCGGCGGCAGCCGCCCAACAGCUGGCGGCCCAGCACCAAUUGGCCCACUCGCAUGCGAUGGCCAGCGCCCUGGCGGCCGCUGCAGCGGGCGGCAAUGGAGGCGGCGCCGCCGCUGCCCCGGCCAGCGGUGCGGUGGGGGGCUCGGUGCCCUCUGCCUCGUCGGUGGGUUCGUCGCAUCACGAUGACAUGGAAAUCAAGCCGGAAAUUGCCGAAAUGAUACGCGAAGAAGAGAGGGCAAAAAUGAUCGAAAGCGGCGGCCAUGGCGGCUGGAUGGGCGCUGCUGCCGCCGCAACAGGCGCUUCUGUGGCGGCAGACAGCUACCAGUACCAGCUGCAGUCCAUGUGGCAGAAAUGCUGGAACACCAACCAGCAGAAUCUCGUGCAGCAGCUGCGCUUCCGCGAACGCGGACCCCUGAAGUCGUGGCGCCCCGAGGCCAUGGCCGAGGCCAUCUUCAGUGUCCUCAAGGAGGGGCUGUCGCUGUCGCAGGCGGCCCGCAAGUUCGACAUCCCGUACCCGACGUUCGUGCUGUACGCGAAUCGGGUGCACAACAUGCUGGGGCCCUCCCUCGACGGCGGCACUGAUCCGCGGCCCAAGGCCAGGGGCCGGCCGCAGCGCAUCCUCCUGGGCAUGUGGCCCGAGGAGCUCAUCCGCAGUGUCAUCAAGGCGGUCGUCUUCAGGGACUAUCGCGAGAUCAAGGAGGACAUGGGGGCACAUCAGUACGCGAAUGGACAGGCGCAUGGCACCUACAUCGGCGGCGGCACCACUUCCAAUGGGUAUCACAGUGCCGCAGCCGCCAAGAUGGCCGCACAGAACGCCGCCUUGGCCCCGCCCGAUGCCAGCAGUCCGCUGAGCACCAUGACAGAGUCGCUGCGCCGCCAGAUCCUGUCGCAGCAGCAGCAGGCGGCCCAGCACCAGCAGCACCAGCAGCAGGCGCCGCACAUGUACAAGUCGCCGGCCUACUUGCAGCGCUCGGAGAUCGAGGACCAGGUCUCGGCGGCAGCGGCCGUGGCAGCAGCGGCAGCCAAGCAUCAGCAGAGCGGCGGCGGCGGCGGCGGCGGUGGCGGCGGCCGGGGAUCCGAGAAUCUGCCCGAUCUGACGGCCCUGGGGCUGAUGGGGCUGCCGGGCCUGAACGUCCUGCCGUCGCGCGGUGCCGGCGGCAACGGGGGCGGUGGCGGCGGAGCGGCGGCUCCCUCGAGUGCCGCCAGCUAUGCGCGGGAGCUGACGCGCGAGCGGGAGCGGGAUCGGGAGCUCAAGGAGGCCAUGCAGGCGCGUCAGUACGGCAACCAGUCGCGCGGCGGCAGCGGUGGCAGCAACUCCUCCGCCAAGGCACAGUCGAAUCGUCCUGGCGCCGCCUCCCCGUACUCCUCGCACUAUGAACAGCAUCCGAAUUACGCGUACAACAAGCGCUUCCUGGAGAGCCUACCGGCGGGCAUUGACUUCGAGGCCAUUGCGAACGGCCUGCUCCAGAAGUCGGUGCAGGCCCAGAACAAGAGUCCACGCUUCGAGGACUUCUUUCCGGGGCCAGGGGGGCCGCAGGACAUGAGCGAGCUCUUUGUCAAUUCCGAUGCGGCGGCGGCGGCGGCGGCAGCAGCAGCGGCAGCCGCGGCCUAUGCCCCCGUCCGCGAGUCCCCCCUGAUGAAGAUCAAGCUCGAGCAGCAGCAGCAUGCCACAGAGCUGCCGCACGAGGAUUGAGGGCGGCCUGGGGACCGCGCGCGGGCGAGAGGAGAGGCAAUGGAAUGUUUUUGGACUGCUACUUGAAGAAAACCCCCCAACGUUUUUUUUUCUUAGAUUUUAAUUGAAAAUCAUGGUUUUUUUUUUGUCGGCUAGGAUCUAGAGGAUAUACAGAUAUAUAUGCGUAUAGGAUAUA
Messenger RNA from Drosophila persimilis, 3791 nucleotides. It is a transcript of the gene bab2, whose product is annotated as protein bric-a-brac 2. The record is from RefSeq and is a predicted model, not a curated record. Bases 398 to 3616 code for a protein of 1072 amino acids. Gene Ontology annotation, biological process: regulation of transcription by RNA polymerase II. Gene Ontology annotation, cellular component: nucleus. NCBI's taxonomy places the organism in Eukaryota, Metazoa, Arthropoda, Insecta, Diptera, Drosophilidae. The transcript is spliced from 8 exons. Gene Ontology annotation, molecular function: DNA binding; protein binding.